Arabis nemorensis is the source of this 435-nucleotide messenger RNA. The record is from the annotation of a GenBank genome assembly. NCBI's taxonomy places the organism in Eukaryota, Viridiplantae, Streptophyta, Magnoliopsida, Brassicales, Brassicaceae.
AUGGCGGACCCAACAAGAACCCAUCACGAGAUAAUAAGCCGAGACAGUAGUACCAGAGACCAUCCAAAGGCAAAGCAGAUGGUGAAGGUAGCAACUGCGGUCACAGCUGGUGGGUCCCUCCUGGUCCUCUCCGGCUUAACACUCGCCGGAACAGUGAUCGCCCUCACCGUGGCCACUCCUCUGCUUGUUAUCUUCAGCCCCGUUUUGGUCCCGGCAGUGAUCACCGUGGUCCUCAUCAUCACCGGAUUCCUAGCCUCUGGUGGCUUUGGCAUUGCCGCCAUUACCGCCUUCUCUUGGCUCUACAGGUACGUUACGGGGACGGGGACGGGGUCGGGAUCAGAGAGGUUAGAGAAUGCUCGGAUGAAGCUAGGGAGCAGAACGCAGGAUAUGAAGUAUGGUCAGCACAACACUGGAGUCCAACAACAAGCUUCUUAA